This is a messenger RNA of Musa acuminata subsp. malaccensis (wild Malaysian banana), 1359 nucleotides long. NCBI's taxonomy places the organism in Eukaryota, Viridiplantae, Streptophyta, Magnoliopsida, Zingiberales, Musaceae. The record is from RefSeq and is a predicted model, not a curated record.
UCAGCCUGAGUGGCCUCAUCACGUUUUCCAUGGCCGACGCUUACAGAUCCCAGCUCGAAGAAGAAGAAGAGGAGGAGGAAGAAGGAGUCCAUCACCGGACCUAUCAACACUACACACAACUCGUGUCGGCACUACCAAGCGUAGACUCCGGCAAUGGCAAACCAAUCUUCUGCUACGAAGGCUGGUACGGUUUGCUGUCGGGCAUAAUAGGCACCAUAGUCGCCCAAAAAUACUUCAAAGCUCUCCCUACCGACGUACUAGUCGCCACGAUCCCCAAGUCUGGCACCACAUGGAUGAAAGCCCUCGUCUUCUCCACCGUAAACCGUGGCUCCUGCGUCGACUCCCGACAUGCCUUGGAGUCCUACAAUCCCCAUGAGUACGUCCCCUUCCUUGAACACCAAAUCUACACCAACAACCGAGUACCUGACCUGAGCAAGCUGCCACCUCCGCGACUCUUCGCCACGCACAUCCCUUUCCAGUCCCUGCCGGCGUCGGUGACGGAGUCCGGCUGCAGAGUCGUGUACGUGUACCGCAGCCCCAAGGACAACUUCAUAUCCUUAUGGCACUACAACAACAGAUUCAGGACGAAGGCUAACUUGGAGCCAUGGACGCUCGAGAAGGCCUUGGACAACUUCUGCAAGGGCUUAUCCCUCUUCGGACCGUACUGGGACCAUGUGCUCAGUUACUGGAAGGCGCAUUUGGAAAGGCCGAAUAAGAUAUUGUUCGUGAAGUACGAGGAGCUGCAGCAGGACACCGUAGCUCAGCUGAAGCGGCUGGCGGAGUUCCUUGGCCGCCCCUUCUCGGAGGAUGAGGAGAAGGAAGGGGUGAUCGAUGGCAUCGUGCGGCUGUGUUCCAUGGAAAGCUUAAGCAAUUUGGAGGUGAACAGGAGCGGCACCACGGAAAUGGGGUAUUGGAUGCUCGACAACACCCUCUUCUUCAGACGCGGUGUGGUGGGGGAUUGGCUGAAUCAUCUUACGCCCGAGAUGGCCGAUCGAUUGGAUGAGAUGACGAAGGAGAAAUUUGCUGGUUCUGGUUUGAUGUUCUAAGGCACAUAUCUCGUAAGAAUAAUAUAUGUGUGUAAUCCGACUGAUCUGAAGGUGUAAGAUCGAUGAAGCCAAUUUUCUUUUCUGAUUUCCAAACUUUUUUUUGCUUCUUGAUCUCCUCCAAGACAACAACACAUUUCUUCAUCGUUCUUCUUCGUUUACUGGAAAGGCAAUCGUUGGUGAGGUUUACAUGCAGCGGUUAUACUCCUCUGUUCCUUCUUUUUUAUCUUUUCCAGAUCUAAGGUGCUCGAUGAGUGCUUCAUUUAUGGCGUGUUUGAGAUUCCACAAAUACGAUUGUAUUGAAGAGAGAAGAAGC